This is a messenger RNA of Kalmanozyma brasiliensis GHG001, 2583 nucleotides long. Its product is annotated as ALIX V-shaped domain protein. The transcript has a single exon. Gene Ontology annotation, cellular component: endosome. Gene Ontology annotation, molecular function: protein binding. The record is from RefSeq and is a predicted model, not a curated record. Bases 1 to 2583 code for a protein of 860 amino acids. Lineage: Eukaryota; Fungi; Basidiomycota; Ustilaginomycetes; Ustilaginales.
AUGCCGCGCAACAUCCUCUCCAUCCCGCCUAAGCGCACCCCUUCCAUCUCAGGCGCACUCACCUCUGCCAUUCGCACCUACAUCUCGGACAACUACACCGACACCCACCCGGACGCCUUCACCAAUGACAUUCGCGCCUUUGUCCAGCUUCGCGAUCAGGUCUCCUCGCUCGAGAUCCACGUCUCUGCCAUCGAUCCGCUGCUGCGUUAUCACGCCCAGCUCGUGUUCUUCUCCACCAAGUUUCCCGCCAACAUCAACCUCUCCUUCCCGUGGUCGCUCAGCUUUCCGCCAUCCCUCCCGUCAUGGACGAGCACGAUCUCGGGGGCCAUGGAGGCAACCAAGUCCGCCGAAGCGGGUCCAGCAUCCGGCAUCGCGUACGCGACAAGCGACACGGUAGCGCACCCCGAUCUCGCGUUCGAACGUGCCAAUCUCCUCUUCAGCCUCGCAGCGCUCUACUCAUCCCUCGGAUGCGCAGAAUCGCGCUCGGAGAAGGAGAGCAUCAAACGCGCCACCGCCUGGUUCCAGAACGCAGCAGGCAUCCUCCAACAUAUUCUCGACACGCUCGUCGAACCGACACGGCACCUCUCGCCCGCUUCUUCCGAUCUCAACCCGCGUCUGCUCGCUUGCUUGAGGGACCUGAUGCUCGCCCAAGCGCAAGAGUGUUUCUGGCAAAAAGCCGUCAUGGACCGCAUGAAGGAUGGGACCAUCGCCAAGCUUGCUCAGAAAGUGUCCGAGUACUAUGCUACCGCAACGCAGGCCGUCACUGAGGGCCCCGGGGAGGAUGGCAAGGUAGACGCGGCGGAUACGGCCAAGCUGACGCUCCCAAGUGGGUGGGAGAACCACCUCACCGUCAAACGGGGGCACUUUGCUGCCGCCGCACAAUACCGCAAAGCGUGCGACGACCUCGGCGCCAAUCGAUACGGUGACGAACUGGGCCGACUGCAGUUGGCGGAGACGCACGUGAAGAAGGCGCUCGAUUCGGCGAAACGCGGCGUCAGCGAGGCUAUCACUUCGGACCUCAAGAGUCUGCAGGGGAUCCUGCAGAGCAACAUCACGCGCGCCACACGGGAUAACGAUCUGAUCUACCUCGAGGCCGUGACGCCGGCGACGCAGCUGGCGGCCAUUCAAGCGGCGGCGAUGGUGAAGGCGGUGGUGCCCGUGGAGGUUUUGCAGCCGAUUGCGCAUCUGAGAGAUUCGCCAGCACCGGCAUUUGGCAAACCGCUGUUCGGCGAGCUCGUGCCGUAUGGUGUGCAUCUGGCGAUCAGCAUCUAUGACGAUCGGAAGGACUCGUUCGUGCGGGACACGCUGGGGGCGAGGAGGGACGAACUGGACGCGAUCGCUACGAGCACCCUCCAAAGCCUCAAUCUGCCAGGGUCGCUGCAGGCGUUGGAACAACCGAUGGGUCUGCCGCCGUCGCUGCUGCGCAAGCACGAGGAGUUGGUGGCUGAAGGCGGACUAGAGCGACUCCAGCGUAUCGCGGCGGACGUCUCCCGCAUUGCCGCUACGGACCGCGCGACGCUCUCGGAGGCGCUGGCGCUGCUCGAGCACGAGGAGCGGGAAGACGAGUCCGUGCGCACCUCUUUCUCUGCGCAAUCCUGGGGUCGGCAGAGUAGCGCGGAAGUCAAUGUCGAUCUCAAGGCCCAAGCCGCAGAGUACCAUUCGACGCUUCAAAAGGCAGUGGCAUCGGACGAGAUCGUGCGACGCAAGCUGGAGGACUGGGAGGACCUGAUUGGUGUGCUUGGUGGGAACGUGCAGGGAUUGGAAGCCUUCGUGCCGUCGUCCAACCCGAGUCUCUCCUCGCAGUCGGACGCGCAGGUGGCAGCGGUGCGAUCGCUCCGCGAGGCGCUGGAGGGACUGGAUGACCUGCUCGACUCGCGCUCGGCCUGCAUCACCGAAGCCAAAUCCCUCGCUUCCAACGACGACAUUCGCCCCCUCGUCCUGCGCGAGGCAGCCACACUCUCCACCUCGGGCGAAGAAGUGGCCGCAGCGCAAUUCGAAGAGCUCUUCGACCGGUCUCUCACCAAAUACUCCCGCUUCGCCACCGACCUCGACGCCUCUGCUACCGCCCAGGAGGCCCUUCUCUCGCAAAUCACGCAGAGAAACACCGCCUUCAUCGACGCCCGCAAGAGCGAUGCGACGAUCCAACGCCGCGAACGCGCACUGCAGAGUUUAGAGGCGGCCUACGUCAAGUACCGCGAGCUGUCGAGCAAUCUGGUGGAAGGGUUGGAGUUUUACAAUGGUCUAGCGAGGAUUUUGAGCGGAUACAGGGAUGGGGUCAAGGAAUGGGCUAGGGCCAGACAGGUCGAUUUGCACUGGCUGAUCCAUCAGAUGGGACGGGUGAGCGUUCAGGAGCCCCAGCAGCCGGUGGAACACCAGCAACACGCGGAGCAUCGCCAGGAGAGUCGACAGGACCAACGACUGGUGCAGGAGGAGGUGCAGCAGUCGCCCGCGAGACAGACCAGGAGUCGGACACGCUUGUCUCAGCAGCAGACGCAGCAGGAACAGGCGAGCCAGCCACAGCAACCCCCGCCACCGCAGUGGGGAGCCCUGCCGCCGGGAGCCAAGAUUCAGUUCGGCGAUUGA